Messenger RNA from Schistosoma rodhaini, 3503 nucleotides. The record is from the annotation of a GenBank genome assembly. Lineage: Eukaryota; Metazoa; Platyhelminthes; Trematoda; Strigeidida; Schistosomatidae.
UGUUGCUCGGGAGUUAACAGAUUAUACGAAUCUAUGUGAAAGUAAAGUGAAACUGAGAACACGUAACACCAACACUUUCUGUUGAUAUUUUCAAAACGUGAUUGUACCUCUCUAGUGUCACAAACUGCAAGGACUAAUAUAUGUCAAGAGACCUCCUAUCGUUAUUACUGAAGACCGAGAUUUAGAGAUUGAGGUUUGAAGGUUUUGCAGCUUUUCAAAUGCUUUCAAGGUUGAUUUCAGCAAUUAAAAAUAUUGUUGUGCUACAUGUUUUCGUAUGAAGUUAAUGCACCUGUUUAUAAAUUCGAAGAUUCCAAGUUUAAGAAAAACGUCACGAUAUUCCAGGUAGUCUCGUGGCAAAUGCAAUUCAUUUUCAAGCAUCACUUUGUUAAGUAACAAGCUAAAUAUGGUUUCGAAGUAAGCUAGUGUCAUAGUGUUCCUUUAAUUCAUUUAUUCAAUUUUAAAUCUUCAUAAAAGCUCGAAAGUUUUAUCUACCGGAGAUGUUAUUAUUUGUGGAUAUUUGAUGAAAAGCAGACGUAUUAAGUUGUUGCGUAAACUCCUGUGGAAUCUUCACUGCAUGAAACAUUCUUCAGAAUUCAGUAUUCUAGACUGGAAAAGAAGAUACUUCAUUUUAUACAAAGUUCAUAGUCAAAAUAAAACUGAAAUAUUUUUUGAUUACUACAAAGAUGAAACUGUGACGAAAUUCAAAGGUCGUGUUGAUUUAGAGCAUUGUGAAUGUAUUGUUGAAAAUGUUAAUAUUGGUCAACCAUGUGCAUUUUCAAUUUCAACAUUAUUUAAUGGAAAUAAAAGAAUUUAUUAUUUUAUAGCAGCAAAUAAUAAAAUUAUGUCCGAUUGGGUACAUCAUUUAGCUCGUGUCGCUGAAUUAGUUGAUGUUUCCACUACAAAUAUCAAUUCGAAUCAAAGAACUGUCGUUGAAAACAUUAACAGCAGUCGAAGUGCUGGUGGUGUUUGUAAUGAACCGCCCUUAUUUCAGAAACCGUCCAAAAUUUCUCCAGAUAAUUAUGAUAAUGGCGUACAUUCGAAUGGUGGAGAUACAGGAACUAAAUCUCCCAAUAAUCAGCGUCAAGUAUUGAGCAAUAAUCAUGUGAACAGAGAUAAUGAUAAUGGUGAAGAUGAUUACAAAGAGGUUAUCGGUGGAGUUGAUUAUUUAUUGUCUGGUUCUGAAUUAUUAUUAGACGAUUAUCAUCAUCUUCCGAAUUCACGUCACUCCUAUGUAAAUUUAACUAAUACUGUGGUAACAGAGAAAGAAUUCAACAUUAAUUAUUCUUCAUUGCCUAGAAUAGAUAAAAUGAAACAAACCUCCGGUGAUAUUAUAUUCAAAUCAUCAAAUGACAACAUUAAUGAUCAGAAGAACAAAUAUCAUCAUGUAAACAAUCCUACUAUUUCUUCUUCCAAAAACUCAUUAAAGCGCCAAAAUUCUUCUAACAGCGUCUACUAUAAUGUCUGGGAUUCUGAAGAUGGGUCUAAAGUUACUACUACUACUACUACUACUAAUGAUACUACUUCUGUCACAACUGAUUCGAUUAUUGAUUCAGAAAUUUACUUAAAACGAAAUAAUCAAAUUACACAGAAUACAAGAAUUUAUCGUAAAAGUCAUUGUGUACCAGGAAGUAGUAGUACACUUUCACCUUCUCCACUUCUUCAUUCAUCAUUUGAUCAAAAAUCUGGUCGUCAGUGUUUACUAAUGAAAACAGAAACAGGGACAAAAAUAAGUCGUAAACCUGCACCACCGCCACGUAUGUCACCUUUGAAAUCAUCGUCUUUUACAUUGCCACCUACAUUUACAAAUUCAACUAACGUUUUAUCAGGAUUAAAUUUAGAAUCACCAUUACCAGUUCGUGCAAAAGGAUUAGAUAUGUCUGUAGAUAGUAGUUUAAAUAGUAGUAGUACUUCUAGUGAUGUGAAUAUCGCCGUCCUCAACGAUACAACUCAUGAAAAUGCUAAUGAUGGUUGCGAUAACAAUGAAUAUAAUAAUAAUAAUAUUAAUGGUGAUGAUAAUCUAGAUCGAAAUCACAAUAUGGUGGAUAGGGAGAUCAAUGAAGACAAUAAAGAGAAUAGAAUACUUUUGGUAGAUCAUCAUUGUAGCAUAAAUGCAAUUGACAAAAAUCAACCAAACUCCAAUAUUACCCUUACAAAAUCUGGAAUUUCUAUUAAUAAAAUAUCACAUUUAAACUAUAUUGAACCAUAUAAUUUGGAUUUACGCACUUUUCAAUGUUCAAAAGAACAUGGCAAUAGUAGUGUUGAUGGUAGUGGUAGUAGUAAUUUGUCGUCAUCUCGAACAAAUACACUGACAACAACAUCAGUAUUAAAAACUGGGUCAGCUUCGCCUAUCUUAACAACAACAACAAUAAUAAAUUCUGAUAUUUCAUCUAAUGUUACAGGUUCAUUGAAUAUGUCUAAUACUGUUUGUUCGAAUUCAUUUGAUAAGCAGUUAUCAACAAAUGGCGGUUUACAACAAACAAUAACUAUGUCUUUGACACAUCCUCAUUCUUUGUCUUCUUCUUCUACUACUACUACUACUAUUACCACUUCUACUAACAUCAAUCCUCUACUAUCUCCUUCUCAAUCGGAUUCAUCUGUAUUCUUAAACUCAAAUAAAACUUUAAUAUCAUGUAAUGGUACUAGUAAUAAUGUUGCUACUACUAAUAGUACUAUUAAUCAACUAGAUGAUGAACAUAUUGAAUAUCGUGAAAUUGAUCCGAUUGGUACAAAUGCUUUAGCUAUUGUCAAAGAACGAUUUGGCUAAUCUAUACACACAUAUAUCCUUCUUCGUUGAAUAUCUUCAUAACAAGAUGGAAACUGUACUAUUGAAUGAUUAUAAUUAUUUAAUAUAUAUCUUAAAAGAUUUCAAUAUCUGGUACUAUGUGCUCCAUUCGUGAAGAAGACAAAUGAUGAAGAUAUAUAUAUGUACUAUGUAUACUAUAUAUAUAUAUACUAAGAAUAAACUUCUACUGGGAUCGACUACCAUAUAUAUAUAUACACACACAUGCAGACAUACCGUAACAAUACCAAUAUCCCUAUAUAGAUUCUUCAUUUUGUAUUUUGACUUACUUUUUUUUAUAUCAAUUUAUUCAAUUAGAUUUUAGUGUAAAUUUAUAAUGAGUGUGUGUGUGUGUAUGUGUAUAUGGGUAUCUUCUUUGAUGAUAUAUCCUUCCUCUUUUAAGAAUCUUGUUUCCCGCAUUUUCUGGCUUUGUAUUCUUUUUUAUAUUUUUAAAGGGGGGGAUACGAUCUCAUAUAUACACUGCACACACACACACACAUGCUCGAACCCUUUUUAAAUGGUUAAUUUUUUUAUUUAUUGGCUUUAGAAUUUUUUUUUCUUGAUUCAUCAGAAAUUUUUAUUGUUAUGUAACAUUCCAUUGAAACUGAUAAUUUACUGGACAAAAAUCUACAUUUUUUAAAAUCAUUUCUAUUGUUUAAGCUUUGUCAGUAUUAAAAUGUAAAUGAAUCACUCAACAAUCUAAAAGAAAUUCUGAUCUUAUGUG